AUGGCUACAAGCAUUCGACAGAAUCUGUGCCUAAUUCUGGGCCAAGAUGGCAAGCAGACAAAUGAAUACCUUACUAAUGGAUCCACACGUCCAGGCUCAGCUCUGGGCUACUGGAAACAAAAACCAGAGGAAGCACCCGAAGCGCACCUCACGCAGAGUCUUGAAAGGGAAGAGGGUGAUAUGGGUCCAACGGCCAAAGCGGUAAUGCCGACACCCCAACAUGCCACUCCACAGCAGCUUCAUAGGACAGCACUCUGGUUGGCGCCGCAUCUACAUGCGCAGGUCGCGCCGUUGGAGAGGGUUCCCACUCAGAGUUGUCGGCUGCGUGCACCGAAUGGACCCAGAAGCCAUGUGAAGGUCUGUAUCGGAGCCCGAGCAGAAUAA
Molecule: messenger RNA, 384 nt
Organism: Pelobates cultripes (western spadefoot toad)
Lineage: Eukaryota; Metazoa; Chordata; Amphibia; Anura; Pelobatidae
Source: the annotation of a GenBank genome assembly